AGGGACGUGGUGACUGUUGGUGAACGUGUAAUCGUGCAUUGGUGACCUUUCGUGUCCUCAAACGUCAGUUCACGCCAGUUCUUCAGAAGUUGUAGGGACGUUAACAACGUGUGAACUUAUCAUUUCUUGUAGUGUCCUCUUGACAAUUGAUAUAAAAGCCUGCCAAAAUGGUCUGGAUAACCAACGACGAUAAGAUGGCUGGAACACCAGUAGCAACACAUAUGACUGCACAGAGUCACCUGGAGCACAUGUGUGCCCUGGACAUAACUACACAGACAUCGUUCGUGCGUUUAUCGGGAAUUAUCUGCACAAUUGGUCCAGUCUCAAGAUCAGUUGAAAGGUUGGAGCAAAUGAUCGAGACUGGAAUGAACAUUGCUCGAAUGAACUUCUCUCAUGGAUCUCAUGAAUAUCAUGCAGAGACAAUAGCAAAUGUGAGAGCAGCCCAAAAAAAUCUCAGCGAAAGAACGGGCAUCUGUGUACCUGUUGCUAUCGCCCUGGACACCAAAGGUCCGGAAAUCCGUACAGGCCUUUUGGAAGGCGGCGGCAGCGCAGAAGUUGAACUGGUUAAGGGACAGUCAUUUAAACUCUCGACAGACAAGGCACUUCUUGAAAAAGGAAAUAAUAAGGCUGUCUGGGUCGACUACGUGAAUAUUUCUAAAGUACUGAAACCAGGAAAUCGUGUCUUUGUUGAUGAUGGCUUAAUUUCCUUGAUCGUCACCGAAGUCAGUGAUUCUGGAGUCAUCACCACCGUUGAGAAUGGCGGCACUCUUGGCUCCCGGAAGGGUGUGAAUCUCCCAGGAGUUCCCGUCGACUUGCCCGCGGUCUCCGAGAAGGACAAAUCAGAUUUAACUUUCGGCGUGGAGCAAGAAGUCGACAUGAUCUUCGCCUCGUUCAUCCGUGACGCCUCAGCCCUGACCGAGAUCCGCGCCAUCCUCGGCGAGAAGGGAAAGAACAUCAAGAUCAUCUCGAAAAUCGAGAACCAGCAAGGAAUGACCAACCUGGACGCGAUCAUCGAAGCCUCCGACGGUAUUAUGGUGGCUCGCGGUGAUCUUGGAAUCGAAAUCCCUCCCGAGAAGGUCUUCCUCGCCCAGAAGUGCAUGAUCAGCAGGUGCAACAAAGUUGGAAAGCCUGUGAUUUGUGCCACUCAAAUGCUGGAGUCCAUGGUCAAGAAACCACGUGCCACCAGGGCUGAAACAUCUGAUGUUGCCAAUGCUGUUUUGGAUGGUGCUGAUUGCGUCAUGCUUUCUGGCGAAACUGCUAAAGGAGAAUAUCCUUUGGAAUGUGUUCGUACCAUGGCCAACAUCUGUAAAGAAGCAGAGGCAGCGAUUUGGCAAAAUCAGCUCUUCACUGACCUUACUAGGAGAGUUAUUCCCCCAAUUGACGCUACACACGCAGCAGCAAUCGCUACAGUCGAAGCCGCUCAGAAAUGUCUCUCCAGUGCGAUCAUUGUGAUCACAACUUCAGGAAGAUCUGCACAUCUUAUUUCAAAAUACAGGCCACGUUGUCCCAUCAUCGCAGUCACCAGGUUCCCACAGGUCGCCCGGCAGGCACAUUUGUACCGUGGAAUUUUGCCACUUCACUAUCCAGAUGCGCCCAUGUCCGAUUGGUUGAAGGAUGUUGACGCACGCGUUCAGUUUGGUCUUAAAUUCGGAAAGAGCCGUGGAUUCGUUCAGACCGGAAGUUCUGUCGUGGUAGUCACUGGAUGGAAGCAAGGCUCUGGAUUCACGAAUACUCUUCGCAUCGUGUACGUAGAACCAGAUUUUAAUUGUAGCAACAGAUCUUGUUCUAUUGAAGUAUUGGGGAUGAGUGGGGGAAGUGAAGAAAUGGCUAUUAGUGUAGUGCCCGUAAUCAUGAUGGUUUGGGGCAGAAAGAAGACAAUGUGUUCAAACAAAGAUAUGGCUUUGGUUAAAAAUAACAUGGAGUGUCCUGGAAUGCCAUGGAUGGUUCGAUCGGAAGACCAAUUUUUGCCUGAUCAUCAAUUACGAGCUGCUUAUCAAGUAACUCAUAUUGAUCAUAAAAUGAAACUUAAUGUAAAAUGUAAUCCCAAACCUGCAAGACUUACCGGCAUAAUGGUCACAUUAGGUAUUAAUAAUUCGCAUCCAGUUGGUGUGAUGAAUGCAGUUAUGGCUGGGGCGGACAUUGUUCGUCUAAAUAUGUCACAUAAGGAUCAAAAGUGGCACACAAUUUCGGUACAGUGCAUAAGACAAGCCGGAAAUAAAAUACAAAAGUGCGAGGGUCAAACUGCUCCCCUAGGGGUUGCAAUCGACCUUCGAGGUCCGGAAAUUCGAACUGGACUUUUUAAGGGUGAUAGAGAGUCAAUGGGAUGUGCUUUCUUGAAAGAAGGCCAAAGUGUAAAAUUAUUAGUAGAUGAAUCUGUAAAACGAGCUGGAACUUGUUGCGCUUUUUGGGUCAGUUGUUCAAAUUUACCAAAAAUUUGUCAGGCUGGAGAUAAAAUUUUGAUUAAUCAUGGUAUUGCUGUUCUUAAAGUAAUUUCUUGUGAGGAAAAGUUUGUGAACUGCAAAAUAAUGAAAGGGGGAAUCAUAAAGGAAGAAAGUAUUGUACAGUUGUGCGAUUCGAUUUUGGGUUUACCCCAAAUUUCAGAGGAAGAUGAUCAAGAUAUUGAUUUAGGCUCGGAUCUUGAAUGCGAUUUUUUAAUAUCAUCUCACACAGAAAAUGGAAAAAUGGUGUGCGCUAUUAAAGAUCGGGUGAAGCAAAAAGGUAAACAUGCGAUGUGUAUUUUGGCGAAGAUCUCCUCUCAGCAGGGUUUGGACUCUUUUGAUGAUAUAUUGAAAGUGGCGGAUGGUAUAGUUUUCGACAGAAACAGUAUAGCUUUUGAAAUUGGAUCAGAAAAGUUGUUUUUGGUUCAGAAAUCAAUAAUUGCAAAAUGCAACAGAAUUGGCAAGCCGGUGGUGGUGGGCUUUCAAGUCUGGGACGAAAGUGACAAUUUAAAAAUGAGCAUGAGCGAAAUAGCAAAUGCUGUUCUCGAGGGUGCUGACACCGUUUUUCUUGCCACCGGUGCUUUGAACGCGAAGGAAACAGCAGAUUUGAUUCAAAAAGUUGAUAUCGUAUGCAGGGAAGCUGAGAGUGCGAGAUGGCAGCGACAACUUUAUGAGGAACUCAGUUACAAGGCUUCGAUCCCUUUGGACCCCACACACUCAGUAGCAAUUGCAGCGGUGGAAAUGUCUUUAAAAUGCAAUGCAGCAGCAAUUAUCGUAACAACAACCACAGGUCGUUCUGCCAUGAUGUUGUCAAUUUACAGACCCCGCUGUCCAAUUGUGGCCAUUUCUCGUCAUGGAAUUGCUUCUAGAUGGCUUCAACUCUACUUUGGCAUACAUCCGAUUCAUUAUAGAAAUUCACCUCAUCGGGAUUGGAGCAAGGACAGGGAUGCUCGAAUUCAGGCAGGCAUGAAUUAUCUUCGAAGGUGUAAAUUUGUUCAGGUCGGUGAAGCGGUUAUUAUUGUAACUGCGUGGCAUCAAGGGAGCGGAUUUACAAAUUGCAUUCGCAUUGUUUAUGCUUCACCUGGUCUUAUUCCAAAUAAACAAAACAUAGGCUCUGAAGACACAUGGUAGAAUUG
Molecule: messenger RNA, 3574 nt
Organism: Belonocnema kinseyi
Lineage: Eukaryota; Metazoa; Arthropoda; Insecta; Hymenoptera; Cynipidae
Exons: 17
Coding region: 168-3569 (1133 amino acids)
Biological process (GO): glycolytic process
Cellular component (GO): cytoplasm
Molecular function (GO): pyruvate kinase activity; potassium ion binding; magnesium ion binding
Source: RefSeq, a predicted model, not a curated record